GCCACGGGUCGGGCGAGAACGUGUCUGAGUGGCUGCACAAGUGGUGGAUCGUGGGUCUUGCCUCUUCAUUUCUCACAGCAUAAAGCACCGAUGGCGGGUCGCAAUUUAGUGUGUGUUAUCUUAGUGGCCGGCCAUGCACAGCAGCUGAAGCAAGACAUUGAGGUGAGUAACACUUCGGCCGAGAAACACAAGGAAGAUGAGAGUGGCAAGUACAUUCACCUUAAGGGUGUGCCUAAAGCCCUCUUGCCAGCUCCUCAAGGGAAGCGCAUUUUGGAUCACUGGUGGGAUGCUAUCAAAACACGCCAGCUAUUUAGUGAUGUAUUUUUAGUCACUAAUGCGGACAAAUACAAACACUUUGAACGCUGGGCAACUGCUUCAGACUUUCCAGUGGAGAAUAUCAUCAAUGAUGGAUCCACCAUUCUAGAUAAUGCCAUAGGAUCUGUUGCUGAUGUCGAACUUGCCAUCCGUACCAAAAACUUAUGGGAAAAUGAUAUUUUGGUUGUUGCUGGUGACAUGCUGUUUCAGGAUAGCAAGUUUGACAUGGCACAGGUAUUAGACUACUUCUACAGGACUCCUGAAGGUGAUUUGGCUAUAUAUUAUGAGAUGGGGUCUUUAGAGCCAACCUUUUCAAGAGGUAUUGUGGAAGUAUGUUCAAAGACAAACAGGAUAACAAAGUUUCUGGAGAAACCAGCACCUCAUGAGACAUGCUCGAGGAAUGCUAGCGUUGUAUUUUACGCUUUUCGUUCGGAGACUGUUUCACGCCUUCCUGUAUAUCUCCAAGAGUAUAGGGCUUCCACUCAACGUACCUUUGGUGCUUUCAUGCAGUGGCUUAUUAAUGAUUUAAAGGUACUGGUAUAUGGGAUGAAGCUACCUACAGGUUUUCAACUCAUUGGUCAAGUAGGCUUAAAGGAUUAUGAAUCAUGGAACUCGUACUUUGCUGACCAAGCCAAGAAAGAGUGUAAGGCCCCAAGAUCCCACCGAGCAUAUGCAAGAGUUGGCAUUAUGGGCAAUCCGUCAGACGGGUUUUUUGGCAAGACCAUUUCCCUUUCCAUUGCCAACUUCUGGGCUGAAGUGACCAUCAAGGCAAGUGCCAAAUUACGUCUGCUUCCUCACCCUCUAAAUGACCCGAUAGAUUUCGGGUCAUUAUCAGACCUGUAUGGAAUCAGUAACAAGGAGGGAUAUCUUGGAGGCUUGCGCUUGCUCCAGGCCACGUGCAAGAAAUUCUAUCAUUUCUGUGCCACCAGAGGCAUUGCACUGACGCGGCAGAACUUCACACUGUCCUAUGACACAAACAUCCCGCGCCAAGUUGGUCUGGCUGGCAGCUCAGCCAUUGUAACAGCUACCUUGAAGUGCCUCAUGGACUUCUUCAACCUGUCAGACCAUGACAUGCCCAAGACUCUCCAGCCGCAGUUCAUCCUGGAUGUGGAGAAGGAAGAGCUACGGAUAAAUGCUGGGUUGCAGGACAGGGUUGUGCAGAUUUAUGAAGGAUUGGUGUAUAUGGAUUUCACAAGAUCAUUAAUGGAGAGUCAAGGACACGGGAAUUAUGAACAUCUUGAUGUAGAUUUGCCACCACUCUUCCUUGUGUAUCUGCCAAACCCCAGUGACUCGGGCAAAAUCCACUCGGAUGUUGCUGCUCGUUGGGAGAGAGGAGAUGAUAAAGUUUUAGAGGGAAUGAAAAAGUUUGCAGAUCUAACUGAAGAGGCUAAAACAGCCAUCAAGAAUCACGAUUGGUCUACUCUAGCUGACCUGAUGAAUUCAAAUUUUCAAAUGCGAAGAGAACUGUAUGGCGAUGCGGCUCUGGGGGUAGAUAAUCUGAAAAUGAUUGAGAUUGGCUGCAGUUUUGGUGCUGCUGUGAAAUUCCCCGGCAGCGGUGGUGCUGUGUUAGGCUUCCUGAAUGACCAGAGUCGAAUGGAGGAACUUCGUCAUCGUUACCAGCAGGAAGGUUGUGUGGUUGUUGAUAUCAUACCCAAAAAACCAGUGCGAAAAAGUGACAGCAUUUGAGAAAGUGUGUGGUUAGCAUUAUUGUGCAAAUAUGUUAUUUUUAAUCGUUGCUCUAAAUCAUUUAUAGGUUAGAGCAGUCCUUAGCCAACCAUGCAUUUUUUGCAAUUGCACACCAUUUACCCAACAAUUGUAUAGUUUUGAGUCUUUAUCUGCUUCUUUGAAGUAACAAGGAAUAGGCAUUAGUUUUUACUAUUUUUUCUUCUUAAUGCAUGGCUAACCUGAGGUGAAUAUUAUAGACUCAUUUUUUUUCCAAUAAUCAGCUUGCACUCUUUAACUCUUGAGUAGUAGCUUUGAAAUAAAGGUGCUCUCACAUAUCCAUCAUACCUUCUGUCUGUUUUGUACACACACUUGACUUUGCUUGCUGGUAUUUUGUGAUUUUAUAGUGUCAGACUACAGUGAACCCACAAACCCUUACUACUGAUGCAGCUUGAGAUGUUGAUUAUGGCUAUCAGUUACCAAUUAUUGAACAGGUAUUAGUAUUAGCAAGACCUAUUGUAAAUGUUGUGAUGGAUGCUUUAAUUUCUCUUGAAUUGCUGUUUUAUAUAUAUUGAGAUUCAGGGUAAUCAUGUAACUACUGCAGAAAUGCACAGUGAUAAUAAACAUACCUACAAGUGAGGAUGAAAAGUAUGAUAUAAUUCCAGUAUUAUAAGUUAUUUUUAAUCAUAUUUUGGUAUACUUUUAUGUACUCUAUUCUUGUAUGUGACAACAUUUAUGUAUUGCACAAUCCUCAGGCCUUAUGGAUAAUCCUUGGAUGAAUAAUGUUACUUGGAUGUAAUUAUCUUAUGAAGAGCUCUACAUAAAAAUAUUAUAGUCAUAGUUUAACAAGAAAGUUAUAUGAGUUCAAGAUGGAAAAAUGCAUCGUCUAAUGAUGAUAGUGCUGUAAGUGAAUUUUUAACUAUAUGAUAGGUUAAGAUAACUAAUUAAGAUUCAUAUAUUGUUUGUUAUACUUGGGCUGUGACUAUUCAUUGCAGAUAUUUUUUAUUCAUAUAGAGGAUGGUAUAUUUUACUAUACCAUUAUAUCUGUUAUAUUUACUGACUGCAUGAGGGGUACCAUACUAGCAUAGGCAUGGUGAGGCUGUUAACUGCAGUAGCAAAAUGAAUCCAACUGCUGUAUUUCUUUUAAGCUUUUAGGCAUUUUAAGAAUCAUGCUUCUUUUUGGCUGGCAAUAAAUUGACUUCUUAUAAAAUAUUAGGAUUUAUUAGGCAUGUUUUUUUUUUGAGCAGUUAGGGUUAUGGCAAUUGGUCAACUUUUUGUGGAGAGUCUUAGAUAUAUUGUUAUUGUUAUUGGUGUUGUGAUGCUCAAAUACUUAAUAUGUCCUGAAUUUAGGAGUUUUAAGAUAAAAUGAAGCACUAUAUUAGAUGUAGGUGUUGGCAUUGUCUUCCUGAAAUAAAAAAAAACAGUGUGCUUGAGUUUAGUGUAUCUGAGGAUUCAGAAAAUAUCAUGAAUGAUUUUUCUAUUUCCAAGACAAUAUUGAAUGUAGUUUUAGCAACUCUGUACUACCUAUGUGAUCCAAAUACACUACCCGUGCUUGCAAGUAGAAGGGGGGGACCUUGCCCAGAAUUAUAAGAGCAUGUUUACAAUUAUUUCCAAGACAUUCCCUGCAUGUCAAAUAGAUAAAGACAUCCCCCAGAUAGAUGGUGUUAUUUCUUUUCUGUUUUGUGAAUUGUGUGUAUUUUCCUGCUGCAUAACUUUUUAAUGUGUUCUUACUUUAUUUAUUACUUGAAAAUUUCUCACUGUUAAACAACAUGCAAUAUGCACUUUGUUGAAUUUGUAAUAAAUGUUUUAUUUUGA
Molecule: messenger RNA, 3792 nt
Organism: Penaeus indicus
Lineage: Eukaryota; Metazoa; Arthropoda; Malacostraca; Decapoda; Penaeidae
Exons: 12
Coding region: 91-2001 (636 amino acids)
Biological process (GO): biosynthetic process
Molecular function (GO): ATP binding; glucuronokinase activity
Source: RefSeq, a predicted model, not a curated record